CUUUCGGUGAUCUGUGUUCGGGAUCUGAUGGAUGAUGGAUGUGAAGGACUGUGGCGGAGUGGUUCUGACUGCGUUUCAUUCAUUCAGGAUCCACGCAGAUGAGCAGAAACACGCAGCAGACAACAGGAAAGCGCAGUAUCAGCGGAUAGGCAGCAUGAGUUUGUCUCCCUCCGCUCCGGAGCGCUGUGUGUCCCGGGACUCUAUGGAGGACUACUGGAGUGAGAUGAAGAGCAUCGAGGAGGAGCGUCAGGGAGGACCGGAGGAGCAGACGGAGCGGAGCAGCAUGGAUGAGGCGGAGCUUGAGGAGGCGUGGCUGCAGGAGGCGGGGCUCUCCACACUGGUGACAGGAACACAGAGCGACGGUCCGGCGGAGGCUCUUCUCUCCACGCUCACGCGCUCACAGGCCGCUAUGGUGAAGAAGCGGCUGGAUAACUACACGCAGACGCUGCGCAAGAGGAACAGACAGCCCACGAGACACGUGCGAGACGUCUUCUCCACGCCCGACGCCUCGUCUGAACUCACGCCUCCCAUUUCUCCAAACGGACAGAUCGCUCUCAGACUGCCGCAGUGGAAUACACCUAAAGUUCCUCCUCCGUGUGCAGCGGACACUAACGGCUCCGGCAGCGCUUCAGAGACCAUCCUUCUGUCGUUCGACGUGCCGUAUUCAGAAGCGGCUCGAGCUCAUCGGAAAGGCCGUGAAUGCCAAGACUGCAGGAGGAUCCGUAAAGACGACAAGGAUUCACCGAGAUUUCAGAUCGUGAGGCCCAGACAGGGCGUGACGCGGGUGAGGGAUCUGACGUCUGAGGACAUCAAGAAGAUCGGCUACAUCUCUCUGAUCGAGCUGACCACCUUCUACGACUUCCUGGGCAUCGAGAUGAAGAGGAACCGCGUGGUGCGCAGUAGAGCACGAGGUGCGUGUCGCUCACAUCCAGAUCUCUCUGAUCGAGAUCCAGACUCAGAAACUGCAUUAAACACCCACAGACAGCAGGAUACCAUUACUACUAUGUCCAAAAACAUGGUUUUCAAGAAGUUACUGUCUAAACUGGAGCAGACGGGCUUACAGACGGAGGGGAUUCUCAGGGUUCCAGGAUCAGCGUCCAGAGUGAAGCAUCUGCGUCAGGAGCUGGAGCUGAAGUUCUACGAGGAUCGUUUCGACUGGGAUCAGGUGCGUCAGAACGACGCGGCGGGUUUACUGAAGAUGUUCAUCCGCGAGCUGCCCAAUCCUCUGCUGACCCAGCAGCACCUGCCGGCGUUCACAGCCGCUCAGAGUAUCUCAUCACCCAAACAUCAGAUUCAAGCUCUUCAUCUUCUCAUCAUGCUGCUUCCUGAAGCCAACAGAGACACACUGAAGGCUCUCCUGGAGUUCCUCAGAAAGGUGGUGGCGUACGAGGAGAAGAACCGCAUGAGUCUGUGGAACGUCUCUAUGAUCGUCGCGCCGAACCUCUUCACGUUCCGCGGGAAGAACGCCAAGCAGGAGGAGAUGCAGGGAGCGGUCGCCGCGGCCCAGCUCGUGCGUCUCCUCAUUACCCAUCAGGACCUGCUGUGGACGGUCCCGUGUUUUCUGAUCUCCCACGUCAGGAAAAUGAACGAAGCCGCCAUGGGCAAGAAAACACCGGCUUCAGAGAAGAGCAAGCGCAGGCUCCUGAAGAGAUGGAGCAUGGAGAAGGACCGCGAGCGCAGUGAAGUCACAGACCUUCGCGACGGCGUCAUCAGAGUUCACGCGCCGCUCCACGCCAAGGUUUCCAUGGCGAUUCAACUGAACGCCGAGAUGAAGGCCAGAGACAUAACAGCGCGCUUCGACGGCGAGAACGGGCGCGGGUCACGCAGCGCCAGUCGAAGACAGAGACAGUAUCUGUUCGAGAUCGGAGGAAACAUCGGCGAGCGCUGCCUGGAUCCAGACGCACAUUUACUGGACGUUUACCGUGUUAACCCUCACUGUGAAUGGGUGUUAAAGUCCUGGGCGUCCUGAGGGCGCAUGUUUACUGCAGAUGAUCAGAGGUCAGGGGUCAAACAUCCGCCGCUGCGGUUCAAUGCUGGUCAUUGAGUUUUUUUGGUGCCAAAACUGUGUGACCGUCUGAUCAGAAGCCCUCUUCAGGACGCUUUACACCACUAGCCAGUGUGAAAAAAGAGCAUGUACAUAAUAUUUAUACCACUAAUUUAUCCGCUGUAUGAUAAUGAUUUUGUAUUGUUUGUAAACGCUGCAUGUUUGUGAUGAAGCCAUGUGAACCUAAACACUCAGACCCUCGCUGAACCUGAAGAACACGAGCGCCGCAUAUUUCACCCUCAAAUCACAAGAAAUGAAGAUUAUAGAGCCGUUUAUUUCCAUGAAAAAAAUGUUUUGACCCAAAAUCUCAUUAUUGUGAUGAAUUACUGAACUGGGGAUUGUGUUGUUGUUGUUCCUUUAAUUUUAUUGAUUUAAUGUAUUAAGUUUAUUUUUUAUUGUAAAACUGACUAUUACAGAAUUGAGAAACGUCGAGAAUACUGAGCAUAAAUGCUCUGAUGUAUUAUAUAAAUAAUUAUAUAUAUACACUGUAUGUAUGUGUGUACAUGUAUAUACUGACUAUAUAUAUAUACA
This is a messenger RNA of Cyprinus carpio (common carp), 2575 nucleotides long. Its product is annotated as rho GTPase-activating protein 28-like. Lineage: Eukaryota; Metazoa; Chordata; Actinopteri; Cypriniformes; Cyprinidae. Gene Ontology annotation, biological process: signal transduction; regulation of small GTPase mediated signal transduction; negative regulation of stress fiber assembly. The transcript is spliced from 15 exons. Gene Ontology annotation, molecular function: GTPase activator activity. The record is from RefSeq and is a predicted model, not a curated record. The coding region runs from base 32 to 1969 and encodes 645 amino acids. Gene Ontology annotation, cellular component: cytoplasm.